GCCAUGUUCCCGGAAGUACCUCCGCAACUCGUUGGUGCGUAGAAAGACGGAAACUGAAACUGAAUUCGAAGACUUUCAAUUGGCUUUUGCUCACUUGCGGGUUUCAUGAAGACAUUUAAGAGGAACCUUUGCCAUGGAGGUGGAGCUGCUGGACUUUUGGGUUCCUGUAGAGAACAACAAGACUUUGUUUGUGUGGAACAUCACGCCGGACCUGACCGAGUCGUACAUACAGGAGCGCUUGCACGCGGUCUUCUCUUCCUUUGGUCCCCUCUACCUGGUGAAUGUUCGUCCUAACGCCGCACUGAGCACGCCCGGUUUCAACGGCAUAAUCAAGUUCUACUCUGCGGCUCAGGCUCGCAAAGCCCAGCAGAACAUGGAUCGGCGCGCGCUCUUCCAUAACACGCCGCUCAAGGUGAGGCUGAGCUCCCAAAAGACGCCUCACUUCCAGUCCGGCAGCAGACCCCUGAGCCACGCCCGCUGCGUGGAGUUGGCCAAUCAUUGCCUGGGAUUCAACGGCUGGACGUGUGACAUCGUCACACUGAAGGAGCUUCCCCCUGAGGAUGAGGAGGAGGAAGACAAAGCAGGCGGGCGCGUCCGUGUGAAGCUGGGCUGCGUAGUCCAGAUCUCCUUUCCCCGUCACGGUGUCAGCACGCGAGGAGCCGCCGUGGUGGAAGACAUCUUGUCGAACGCAGGUCCUGAGAUGAUAUUGCGAAAGCGCAGCAGCUUGUACAAGCUGGUACGCGACAAAGCGGCGGUGCAGGCCUUCUCCACGGUGGUGCUGGUUCUGCUAGGUGAGGGGAAGGUCAUGGUGGAGCUGCGACGCUCGGUCGAACAUCUAUUCCCUGAGGAGCCUCAAGGACUUAUCCCCGUUUGCAACCGGGAUGAGGUGGAGAACCUUCCUGAAGAUGAAGACCCGUGGGAUCUCGAAGACCUGGACCUGACCGUGUGGUAGAUGGGCCUUAUACUUUCAGCAAGUUGCAAUAUUCAAGGUUUUUGAAAUGUUUCCACUUUUUUGCCUUAAGAUCCAGAUUAAUUUGUUCUUUGUCCAGAAUUUAUAACUCAAAACAUCUCAAGUCAUCUUGCCCCAUUGAAAUGAAUGGAAAAGCCUUUCAUUCAAAAACCUUCCAAAAAUGUUUUUUAAAUGAGAAAACUCCCACUCAUUGUAUUACGUAAUGGGUGCAAAUUCAUAAGACUGAAACAGUUUUUGCAACUUUCUCCUUCAACUGUGCUGUCAGAUGUGUGUUCCUUGGCCACCGGGGGGCGGUAUCAAGGCCAAUUCAUGUUUUGCACUUAACUUGGUUGUGUGAAUGUAGCAGCCAGUCGUAUUCCAGCCGAACUCAAGUGAUGUUCAUGUAGUCGUUAUUUGCAGGGAUCACAAAUACUGUCUGUGACUGAGUAUAUUGUCUGUCUACAUGUGUUGCUGCACUAUUUGUCUUGAAAUCACUCGGGUAUUAAAGCAGAUAAAGCUA
This is a messenger RNA of Hippocampus zosterae (dwarf seahorse), 1469 nucleotides long. RefSeq names its product RAD52 motif containing 1 (gene rdm1). Gene Ontology annotation, molecular function: RNA binding. Lineage: Eukaryota; Metazoa; Chordata; Actinopteri; Syngnathiformes; Syngnathidae. Gene Ontology annotation, cellular component: nucleolus. The record is from RefSeq and is a predicted model, not a curated record. Bases 134 to 952 code for a protein of 272 amino acids. The transcript has 7 exons.